AUGAAUUCACAUAGCGGACCUUAUUAAGGUAAUGAAAAGCAAGAUUCGGAUAACUAAUCUUAAAAAUAAAGGUAUGAUAAUUAAAUGAGAGGUAAAGAAAAUAUGCCAAAUGGAAAUAAUAAUACUGGCUCAUACUAAUAAAGGACAAGUGUGUCUUCAGAAUAGAGUCAUUAGCAACAUAAUAUGAAUUAGUAAUAGUAAUAUUAACCUAAUUCUACCUAAAAUUAUUAAUAGUAAACAUCUCUGGGAAGGGAUGUAGAAAAAAAUAGAUAAUCUGUCUAAUAAUAAUAAUAAUAGUAAUAAUAGCAAUAAGACUAUCCACCACAAUAAAAUAUGUAUCCAAAUGGAUAAUAAAAUCAAUAAUAAUAAAUUUCUUAAAAAACACCAUAAUCUGCUAGCUAAUAAAAUCAGCAAACUACUUACAAUAAGUCUGAAACUCACACUCAUAUGUACAAAAUUGUUUUAGUUGGGGAUGCUGGUGUUGGUAAAACACAUAUAAUUAACAGGUAUGUAAAAGGAUAGCUACCACAUGCAAUAAUUCCUACUAUAGGAAUAGAAUUUGCUACAAAGACUGUCACUCUGAGAGAUGGUGGUACUAUAAAGACCCAAAUUUGGGAUACUGCUGGUUAAGAAAAAUAUAGAAGUAUCACAAGUGCUCAUUACCGCAAAGCAGUAGGAGCACUUCUUGUUUAUGAUGUAACUAAAGAAAAAUCCUUUGAAUCUAUAUAAAGAUGGCUUGAAGAAAUUAGGCUUCAUGCAGAUAAAGAUAUAGUCCUUAUGCUCGUAGGGAAUAAAGUCGAUUUAAUUCAUAAAAACCCUGAAUAAAGAAAAGUAUCGAAAAUAGAAGCUACAAAUUUUGCCAAAUAAAAUGGUCUUCUAUUCGAAGAAAGCAGUGCUCUUUUUGAUGUAAACAUAAACGACGUAUUCGAAAGACUAUUAGAAGAAAUUUAUGAUUAAAAGUGUCGCCUUUAAAGCGAAAGAUCUCUUAUUUAAACAGAAGUUGAUGAUGUAAAAAAGGGAAAUAAGACUAUUGACUUAAAUCUUCCUACAGCAGCUUAGCCCACUAAAAAUUCACUCUGCAGUUGUGGUUGA
This is a messenger RNA of Tetrahymena thermophila SB210, 1092 nucleotides long. Its product is annotated as small guanosine triphosphatase family (GTPase)-like Ras family protein. The transcript has a single exon. NCBI's taxonomy places the organism in Eukaryota, Ciliophora, Oligohymenophorea, Hymenostomatida, Tetrahymenidae. Gene Ontology annotation, molecular function: GTPase activity; GTP binding. Gene Ontology annotation, cellular component: endosome. The record is from RefSeq and is a predicted model, not a curated record.